Coregonus clupeaformis (lake whitefish) is the source of this 3171-nucleotide messenger RNA. Its product is annotated as protein shisa-4-like. Bases 482 to 1126 code for a protein of 214 amino acids. The transcript is spliced from 5 exons. Lineage: Eukaryota; Metazoa; Chordata; Actinopteri; Salmoniformes; Salmonidae. The record is from RefSeq and is a predicted model, not a curated record.
AAUUGGAAAAACAUGUUUAAGGAUUGGAUAUACUGGAAAUACUGAUGUUCUGUAAACUACGGGCCUAGGGUAACUUACUUUUAGGUGGUAUGCUGUAUUCAAAUUAGUAACAGCUCAGCUGUCACUAAAACGCAAUAAGAGGGUUCUCGUCCUGUGUGCUGUAGACAGAAUAGCAUCCUAUCUUCUAAAAAUGCCAGUUGGAAUAAUGUGCAGUGUAUUAUUUCCACCAGGAGGCCGCGGAGGCGCUAAGGAAUCUCAUUGGUCUCAUCUGACCCCUGGGUGAACAGCGUCAUAGGCGAUGUGUCAUUCUACCCAGGUCUUGUUGAUCACUAACCUCAUUCCCUCCCGGCUGUCAUGUAAUUCCACAACUAGAGCAUGAUUAUAGAGAUAUUAUUAUUUACAGCGGCGUAUGGAGCGAAAUAGCUGUUAAAUCUGCCAUUGGUUUUGCAAAAAAAUCGACAUUUUCAUCAUUUUGGACAGUAUGUUUACAGUAGGCAAGAUGUCCCUUAUCGCUAUGGCUCUGCCAGUGAUGACCGUCCUCCUCUCCUCCUGGCAGGUGGGUGCCACUGAUGACUGCUUGUGGUACGUGGAUAAGAAUGGCACUUGGCACAACGGUGUCCCCUGUCCCCUGAUGACCUUCUGUUGUGGGAACUGCCACAAGCGCUACUGUUGCCUGGACGGCCUCAAGAGGAUCACUGAGAGGGAGCAGAAGCGCUGCAUGCUCUUCCAGUUCAGUCCUACCACCAUCGCUGGUAUUGCUUCCUCCGUCCUGCUCUUCGUGGCUAUCAUUGCUACCAUGGUGUGCUGCUUCAUGUGCUCCUGUUGUUACCUCUACCAGCAACGACAGCAGCGUGGCAGGACGCCUUAUGAUGCCCAGCACAUCCCAAUGGCCAGCUACCCUGUGGAGCCCAUGUAUGACGCUUAUGGCAAGCCGCUGGUGAUGGGACAUCCUGAUUAUCCACACCCUGGUUACCCAAUGGCACCUCAGUAUCCUGGCAUGCCUCAGCCAUACCCCAUGAUGCAACCCGGCCCGUUCCCCCCAUACCCCAUGGCAGACCCUGGCUACCCUCAGGGAGCACCCCCUCCUUACUCCCCACCACAGUACACACCCCACCCAGGUCACUGAUGGGAUGAAAGCAUGUACUGUACAUGGAGAGGAGAGGAGAGGAGCAACAAAGUAAGGUCUGCGUCAAGAAGAGAAGGCGACCACAAGAAGGCAACCAUGGCUCUCAGCUCUUCUAGUGGUUGCCCAGUGAAAGAAAACCAGAGGCACCUUAUUGUCCUUUUAUUUUCUCCAUCCUUUAAAGGAACAGAGCAUGUGCUGAGUUGGGUUCUCCUGUCUGUACUGACACUGAACUGGAUUCCUACUGACAGUCUAAUGUGGAAAAUGUCACACCAUUCCAAGUGAGGUAACCAUCUUGCAUCCCAUGCACUUACUUUGACAUCCAUCCAUCGCAAUUAGUGUAACCCAAAACCACAUUCUACAAGGUCACAUGCUUUGUUUGACAUUAAUUCUCUGCUUAAGACGUUUGACUUGAGGAAUGGUGAACAUCUGUUUUCACGUUUGCUUGGCUUUAAUCCGGUAGUGGACAGAGCGAGGGUCAUACCUGCAGAUAACAGGGUGUGUGUGAGAGCUGGUUGGCUCUUAUCUGUUGUAUAAAAGUCUAAAUGCUCAGAAGAGUUGACGGCUCCUCUCACUCUAUUGGAUCCCUUUAGCCAGCUCUCUGUGGGGAUUUCAUUGUUAUCUCAUGCUCUGCUUGUCUUCUGCAAUAGAUUAACAUUUACUUUAUGUAUAUUACAAUGUCAGUUAUACAGUACAUGUUCUGCUAUAUCCCAAUGUGUCAUUGUACUCAGUUGUCAGAGAGAAGUUUAUUUUAUUAGUUUAAAUGUUAAUUUACAGUAAUAUAUCCAGCCAAUAUUUAAUAACCUAAAUAACAAAUCUGAGCCUUGUGUCAUCGUGAAUUCAAGAAACUAUUUCACGACAUAUUUUGUAAACAAUAUUUUAUCAUGUUAUUGUUGUAACAGACAACUUUUUAGAAAUAUUUUACCAUUAAAUGCUUUGAGCAUUUCCUUACAGGUUUCAUUUAUGGUUAUUAUAUUUGUCUCUGAGCCAUUGUUUUGCACCUUGUAGGAUGUUUGAACUGUACAGUAGAACAUGACGUGUUGAGCAUGUUGUACAGUUUACUAUUAGUAACCACUGAAAUGCUCGUCCAGGUCAAAUGUGUUGGAUAAGGUGGCAUUCUAUUUUACCCUCACUGAGAUUCUUAAUACAUUUUUCUAUUGAAGAAAAUUGAGAAUCUUGGCAUAUUUGUUCAGAGAGGAAUGAUCAUGCAAUAGAUCUACUGAUUCUUCUUGGCCAGCUAGUGCUUAAAAGUGUCAAUGUAAAUUAGUGACAUGCUCUUAUUUAUAAACACUAUUGUAACUAUUGAUAUUUUAUGAUUUGAAUUGGACUACUUUGAUAUUUAUUGUCAACAUGUAAAGUGUAUGUACAGUGGUGAGAGAAAGUUUGUGAACUGUUUAGGAUUUUCUGUAUUUCUGCAUAAAUUUGACCUAGAAUGGGAUCAGAUCUUCACCUAAGUCCUAAUAAUAGAUCAAGUUGAACAUGAUUAAACAAAUAACACACAAAAAAUUGUACCCUUUAAUUUCUUUGUUGAGCAAAUUGAUCCAACAUUCAAUUUCUUCGUUGGAAAAAGUAUGUGAACCUCUAGAUUAAUCAUCUGAAUUAAGUGUAUUAAAGUUGUCAAAAGUUUAGUAUUUGGUCCCAUGUUCCUACAACGCAAUGACUAGAUCAAGUUUGUGACUAUAAACUUGUGGGAUGCAUUUGCAGUUUGUUUUGAAAUUGUUUUGGGUUAUGUUUGGCCCAACAAACUGAAUGGUGUGCCAUUUUGGAGUCACUUUUAUUUUAAGUAAGGAUAGAAUAUGUUUCUGAACACUUCCACAUUCAUGUGGAUGCUACCAUGAUUAUGGAGAAUCAUGAAUAAUGUUGAGUGAGAAGGUUACAAACAUCUUAUCUACUCAAUUAAAAAUUCAAUUACUCCAGUCACCAGUCGGUUACUAUUGGGAAAAACAUAAUCCAAAAACAAACUGCAGAUGCAUCCAAAUAGUUUUUGUAGAGUCACAAGCUUGAUGUAGUCAUUGCAUUCUAGGAACAUGGGACAAAAUACUAAACUU